AUGACAGAUUUAAGAAAGAGAUCUCUUUCAUUGUAAAAUAAUGAAAUACUUUGUGCUGAUUUCUAUUAAAGAUCUGAAUGUUCUCCUGAUAAACUCAAAAGAAAAUCACAAAGAUCAUAAUAAGCAAUCAUUAUAACUUCACCUGUAAGUAAUCUGUUUGUAUUUAAGACAAAAAAAGUAGAAAAGCAUAAUUCUAAUUUAUUUGAAAUUUAUAUAGAUGGAAACUAGACAGUUAAAGAAGGAUGGUUGUAUUAGAGUAAAAAAGUUUAUAUUGAACUUACAAGAUAAUCAAUAAAAGAAUUUAAUGAUGAAUAAAAAACAUAAUUGAUUAAAAUUGUGUCUUUAAAAGAGUUUGAAUACAAUAUCUAAUAAGACAAAUAGAUCAUUAAAUUAUAGUUUCCUCAUUUAAAUUAAAUAAUUACAUACUAAGCUAAAGAUGCUGUUGAAGCUAAGAUGUGGGUUGGAUGUUUAAAUAUUGUAUUAGAUAAACACAGAAAUCAUCCAAAAAAUAAAUUAUAAUUAUAAGAAGUAUCAAGAUAUUUUGGUUUUAAUGUGAUUUCAGAAGAGUAUUUUUUGAAAAUUGUAGAAUCUGGAGAUCUUCUUCUUUUUGAAACCAAUAAUACAGGAGCCAAAUUAUAAAGAGUAUUUACAAAUACUAAAUAUGAUCAUGUGGCAAUUGCUAUUAAAAUGGCUAAUAAAUAUCUAUUUGUAUUUGAUGCCAAUGCAGAUACAGGAGUUACAUUUAUGGAAUGGUCAUAAUUUAUUGAAAUAAAUGAUCUUUAUGAAAAGUAAUCGAAAGUUUACCAAUUUUAGACUAGCAAUCAGAAAACUUAUGAAUGUUGAUAGAAUAGAAAUUGAAAAGAAAAUGAUUGAAUUUUUACAAUAAGUUCAUGGAAAGAAAUAUGAAGUUACUUUCAGUAAACUCUUUAGAUAAAAGAGUUUAAGUCCAUCUAAAUCUAAUGAAAGUUUUUUUUGUUCAGAAUUAGUAGCUAAAGCAUUUAAAUAUUGUGGAUUGUUAGAAUCAGAUAAAGCAAGCAGUUCAUUCUUACCUGUUUAAUUUACUAAACAACUUAAAUUAACUAAUCAAAUAUAGAUUACUGAUGACAUUGUUGUAAUACUCAAAAAACAUUUAACUAAAUGA
Messenger RNA from Paramecium primaurelia, 1141 nucleotides. The record is from the annotation of a GenBank genome assembly. Lineage: Eukaryota; Ciliophora; Oligohymenophorea; Peniculida; Parameciidae.